AUGGCCGUGGCGCUGUGGGUCUUGGUGACCGCGAUCGAGGUGGCGGACCCCUGCGUGGCGACACCCCGGCGCUGCCUCCUGUCCCACUACCGCUCGCUGGAUCCCAGGGCGCUGGCGGCCGUCAAGGCGCUGAGGGACCGCUACGUGAGUGAUGCUCAGACGUCCCCACCCGGUCCCCCGAGCCCGAGGGCCCGCCGGGCCCCAGCCGCUGAUCCCGGUGUGCGACGGCCCUGGCGCUCUAGCGCCCUAGCGCCCCGCAGGGCGGCUCGGAUCUCAGGCCAGGAUUCUGAGCAGCAGAUGUUGCCGGCCGCGGCCGGAGCAAGCGGGAGCACCGACCCCGCCUCUGGGCCAGUGCCCCGAGGGCGCCCCCUGCAGGCGGGCUGGGCUCCACCUCGGGCCAAGUGGCUGCCUGCGCAAGGCCAAGCGUCUCGAGGUGCCUUCAGCCAGCGUCCGCGCCUUGCGAGAGCCGCGCGGUUCCGUGUACAGUCCGCACAACCGUCCUGGCCAGGCGCGUUCCACGUGCAGGAAUCCCCGCCGCCGCAGCGCUUCGGGGGCCUGGCGAGGAGGCCCAGCCUCACGCCGGCCCUUGUCCCGCAGGAGGAGGAGACGCUGAGCUGGAGGCCGCGCAACUGCUCGUUCCGCCCAAGGAGGGAUCGUCCGCGGCCGUGGUCUUGCGCGCGCCUCCGCGUCGUGGUCCGGGACCUGGCGGACGCCCAGGCUGUGCUGAGCCGCCUGCCGAGCCCUGAUCGGUUCCCCGGCACCGGCCGGACCCUAGAGCUGCUGGCGGCCGCGCGACGGGACGUGGGAGCCUGCCUCGAGCUGGUCCGGCCGGGCUCGUGGAGGAAGUCCCUGCGGCCACCGAGGAGACGUCCCCCAACACGGAGAGCUGACUCGCCUCGGUGCCACGAAGCCAACGUCAUCUUCAACCUCCUGCGCCUGCUCACGUGGGACCUGAAGCUGGUGGCGAACUCGGGGCCUUGUCUCUGAUCCCCGCGGCGGCUUUACCUGGGACCCGCGGGUCUGCAGGCGGUCGGCUGCGGGGGGCUGCCUUCUGCUGGCCGGCUGGAGCAGGCGGGUGUCUCAGCCAGUGGGCACUGAGGCUCGGGAGACUCAGCGUGCGUUGGCCUGACCUCGACCCACCUGCCCUGAGGGCCAGAGGGGCGGGUGUUUUUCGCAAAACCCGACCGAGACGAGUUGUCACCAUGGUCCUCCAGGCUCCUGGUAUGGCUGGAAGAGGCGAUCGAUCGUGGAGUCUGCCUUGGUCACUCAGCCCCCCACCCCACCAUGUACUAGCGACCAAUUUCUCCUUCUGUGGUUACCAGAACCCCAGAGGUCCUCUUCCAGGACAGGUCCCACCCCCUAUUUGGAUCUUCAGCUACCACUUCGAGAUUGUAUUAAUUUGUGACUCUUGAAUCUCCCCAGUGGGGAGGCCCCAUACAUUCCCUGAGGGGCUUCGUAGGGAAAGGUCCUAAAGUUCUUAAGUUAUUGUAGUUUUUGGAUU
This is a messenger RNA of Mustela lutreola (European mink), 1501 nucleotides long. Its product is annotated as interferon lambda-4-like. Gene Ontology annotation, biological process: defense response to virus; positive regulation of immune response; cell surface receptor signaling pathway via JAK-STAT. Bases 1 to 987 code for a protein of 328 amino acids. The record is from RefSeq and is a predicted model, not a curated record. Gene Ontology annotation, molecular function: cytokine activity. NCBI's taxonomy places the organism in Eukaryota, Metazoa, Chordata, Mammalia, Carnivora, Mustelidae. The transcript is spliced from 4 exons.